This is a messenger RNA of Blastomyces dermatitidis ER-3, 3217 nucleotides long. RefSeq lists its product as hypothetical. Lineage: Eukaryota; Fungi; Ascomycota; Eurotiomycetes; Onygenales; Ajellomycetaceae. The transcript is spliced from 3 exons. The record is from RefSeq and is a predicted model, not a curated record. Bases 1995 to 2894 code for a protein of 299 amino acids.
UCCGUUUGCAUUUCCACCCCCGGCUAAAUAGUCAAAUCUCCAAUCUUAACCCCCCUUCUGCUUCCUGAUCUACAUCUCCCCGGGCACUUAUGCACGCAGAGUUACAUGAGACCCGUUUUCACAGAAGGGGGCAAAUCGAAUCUAUGUAGCUGUCUCACCGCGCUGUCUCGGACUUCGAACAACUGGCUUUUCCAUCCGAAAAUGUUCUUUUUCCACCAUUAACCAUUAACCAUUAACCAUUCAUUCAUUCUCCUUCAUCCACCAGGCAGGGCGCAGGCGCAGGCGCGGCAUGCACAAAGGCAAACCUCAUAACUACAUGUCCGUCCCCGCUCUGCUUGCAUCGAGGAAACACUGGCCCGUAGAGAGUCGCAAAUCCGUAUCCUGGGAUGGGAUGGGGGAUUGGGGGAUCGAGAGUGCGCUCUUUUGUUCUCUAUUGGAUGCUUGAGUCAGAGAUCAGACAAGCAUUUUGUUUUAUUGUUUUGCCCCCCUUGUUCCUCCUGCACGAUCUGGUUGGCGAUGUUUCUUUAUAUUGCUAAGUUUUAUAUUUUUUUAUGUCUUUUUUUCUUCUCUUUCUAUAUGUUUUAUUUUUCCCUUUGUUUUCUUGCCAGUCAGGCGGCUUCAAGGAUCUCGACAGAUCUUCUCUAUCGCGGUUUUUCAUUUGACCGCUUCAUCAACAUUAAGCAUGUUCGAUAUAUUCUGUGUUGUUCUUUUUAUUCUUCCUUUCCGCUUAUUUACCUGCUGAAGUACGCAUUUGCAUAAGCAGUUCUGCUGCACAGAUUUUUAUUUUUAUUUUAUUUUUAUUUAUUUAUUUAUUUAUUUAUUUUUUCAUUUCAUUUCAUUCUCCCCCCUCUAAUAUGAGAAUAAUGGAAGUUUCCUUUCUGAUACAUUCUUGUUCAAUAGAGACAUUCUUUUUCACUUUUCUAUCUGAAACUCCCCUGAGGAGAACUCUCCUUUUCCCCUCUUUAUCUCUCUACUUUGAACUAAAUACUUGAACUAAUUAAUACGUUGUCCUCGCCCAUCCCCAAGCUGUGAAUAUCAAAAUGGCGCCCUGGACCCUCAACCCAUGAUGAAUGAAUGCCUACAAUUAUGGUUUCCCUGAGAGCUUUCUCUUGUUUCCUUCUGCUGGAUGUGCCGUGUCUGCACUGUACAUUAUAAUUUUCUCUGCUCAUCGUCGUCUCCUUACAGUCGAAGCUCCUUUUCUCUUUCUCUUUCUCUUUUUCUGCUUCCAUUCCGGGGGGAAGCGACAGCCCGCGCGGAGACCCGAGCAACUGCAAAAGAAAAAAAAAAAAAAAAAAAGAAGAAGAAGAAGAAGAAAAGAGAAGAAAAGAGAAACAUCGCGAUAAAUCUCUCCUCGACUCUUUUUUUUUUUGUUCCCUUUCUGUACUUCAUACAUACUUACAUACAUACAUAUAUACAUACGUUUCUAGUCCCAUAUAGAGGUGUAUACAUAUAUAUACACAAUCCCUGCUUUCGGCCAGUUCCCAUGCGCCUUCGCUGUAUCACGAUAGUCCUGCCGGCCCGUGCUUCACUGUCGCCCGUCUCAGCUGUUUUUUCUUUAUCGAGCGGAUAUUAUCUGUGUCUUCUCCUUCUCCUGCUCUCUUCUCGUGGGUGAAUGCCAUAUCCCCCUGGCUAUCCGGGUAUCUCGUAUCAGAAGUAAUUCCUACCAACUCUCAAUGUCAACGGGCCUGCAUAUCGAUCGAAUUAGCAUCCGACGUUGACGCACCAUGGUGUUUUUUGUGGAUUGGGCGCUGUGGUUGAAAAUGUGCUUCGUCCUCGGAUGUCUUAUAGUACUGUUCUCCCCGAUCUACCCUCCAUUGAAAGCGUCACUAUGAAUACUCCUAUUCUAACAUAUAUAUGGUUUCCCUCCGCUUCUUUUCACAUGACAGUUUCUUGUACUCGUAUACGGUACCGGGGUUCACAUAUAUAACUCACUGCGGUUGAAAAAACUUCGCGCGGCAGCCGCAACAGAAGCAGCAACUGUACGUACGCCUGCAAUGCUCGAGGCGGGAAGUGAUGAGAUACCCUUCGGCUCGAGGGCGAUAGAACGGGGCAUCGAGGUUGAAGGGAUUUGGAUAUCAAACCCAAACACACCAGCCGGAAGUCCCAUAUGGGGUCCAACGCCGGAUCCUAGUAGGCCGGCAAGUCUAGGAUCCAAGUCGACUCUCGCUUGCCAUCCUCCUCUUCCUUCUAGACGCGGACCUGAUUACUUAUCCCCAAAGAACGCUACCCUUGGCCGCUCCAAACCGGCCUCUGUCAGCUCGCCCCUGCCGUAUCCUGGGGUUCACAACAAUGCCAAUGCGUCGAGUUCAGGAACGAAAGGUAGACGCGCGAAGAGUGAAUUUGUUCCGAGAAACGAGCAGGAGAGCGAGGCUGAAUCACAUACUCCACAGAGCGAUAAUGGAUACUCUGAAUUUGAAUUUGGUGAACUGGGUGGAGGAGUGGAAUCAUCCGACCAGCAGCAGGAGAGCGGGUAUAGUAGUAUAAACUCCCGCAUAGCAGAAGAUGGAAGUGCGUUUGAGCCUCAGGAGUCGAGUUUUAUUACACCUAUUGCUACAGCUUCAGAAAACAACCUACAUUUGCACGGCCGCUCUGUCGAGUCCGAGUCCGGGGCUCUCGAAUAUGUAUCUGGAAACGCGCAACUUCGAUCAGCAAGUGGACCACCUUACGAACAGGCUCACUUGAACUCGAUAGAGAACUGCCGGACUGUUGAUGACCAGCAACAUAGCGAUUUGCUACCGCUUCAUAACCGCAGACGGUUCAGCAUCGCAGAGACAGGCCAGUUUGGGAAUGGGCGAAGUGGGUGUGUCGAGGUGGAUGAUAGGGAUGAUGAAUAUGAUCAUGCGCAUGCUAUUGCAACUCAGUUCAGGGGGCUUCCUGCGGCCCAGGCUGUGUGAGAGUGGUAUGUGUAUGAGGGAGAAAGAGGGUGAAUAUAUGUAUAAAUCCAACUAGGGCGUUGGUUGGGAUUGUUAUUUUUCUCUUGACAAUUCAAUACGGUCCUUUUCAAGAAGAAGGGAGGGACGGCGUGUCGUGCCCGGAAUUGAUUGAAUUGCUUUUGUAUAUCAGAGGAGAGAAAGUUACAUUAUAUCGUUUCUUUUUUUUUUCUUUUUUCUUUUUUCUUUUCUUUCUUUUUUUUUUUCGUUGUUGCUGCCCUUCGUCUUUGCUAUUCACUUCUUCUCUUUCCUCUGUUUAUAGAAAAUAAAUGCAUAUUGUUCAUGGG